AUCUGUAUGUGCCCGGAAAGAGAGGGAAACAGCUGGAGGUUUCAGCUGUCACCGUCUGUGUCCCUCCGUCAGGGCGUCGCAAGCUUUACCAAACAGGAGGGAGCCAGGCCAAGUUGUCAUUUUCUCAUUAUUUGGCGGACUAAUGUUUAAUCUGUCGUAGAUAUGGAUUUCGACGCUUUAUUUAACGAGAAUACAUUUCAGUUCUCGGAUUUCCAAGAGUUCACGUUUCUUCCUGGACACCAGAAAUUGACCGAAAGAGUGAGAAAGCGAUUAUAUUAUGGCCUGGACAAUGAUGUUGCUUUAGAUGCCCUUUCCUGCCCUGUUACAGAUAUUGCUGUUGAAAUCUUCCAAAAGUCUGCCCCAAGCCCAAUACGAAAGCUUCAGAAGAAGUAUGCUGCCCAUGUUGCCAGGGAGGCCUGCAUUUCUCCGUGUGCCAUGAUGCUGGCUCUUGUUUACAUAGAAAGGCUUAGACAUAGAAACCCUGAAUACCUCCAAAAGAUCUCCUCCUCUGACCUCUUCCUGAUCUCCAUGAUGGUAGCCAGCAAGUACCUGUAUGAUGAAGGUGAAGAAGAGGAGGUUUUCAAUGAUGAAUGGGGAGCAGCUGGGAAGUUGGAUGUCAAGACUGUCAACAACCUGGAGAUGAACUUCUUGAACGCCAUUGAGUGGAGCCUCUUCGCUGACCCGAAUGACUUCUUUGAUUUACUAAGUCAACUGGAGACCAGCAUUGCGGAGCGGCAGGGGAUGAAACGCGGCUGGUUCACCUACACUGACCUCUGCGUGCUGCUUGAGCACUCUGUGUGGAGUCAAGCCCUCACAGCCAUCUACCAGCACUUUACUAAGGUAUCCUGUAUGCUUGGCCUGGUCUAUCUAACCAGUGUGGCUGGCCUUAUUGCCACCAGUGCUGUGAUUCACCAGCUCAGUCUCUCUAGAGGAGGCCAGUCUCUUCUUCCACCAGAUGAGAUCAGCCUGACCCACUUUUUGGCUUCCAACCUGAGUCCAGAAACCUCUUCCUCAGCCCGCCGCCUCCCUUGUUGUGUUCUGGCCAACAAGAGUGUUAACCGUCAGACUGGCUCACCUGGAAGCAGGCAACACCACAGUCAAAGGCCUCGAUCGUCUUCCGCACAAACAUCUGUAUUGUGUCUCUGGGGUUCCCUGCUUGCCUCGAUGGGUCAUAUACAUCCUGAAACGAAACCUGAUGUGGAAGCCUCCCAGACCUGGUCUCCUGUGUCCUUCAUCUGUCCUGGCUGUCUCGCAACACUCCCUCCUCUUGCUUGCGGGCUUCGAAACACCUCAUCAGUCCUCCCUCACGGCCCCUUUGAAAACCAUCAGCCUCAUUCAUCGUGGUUCUCCUCCAGCCUCCUCGGUCCUGCCAAGCCAAGUGUGGACUCUCAUCUAGAUAUUUUUCCUCCUGCACAGCUGAGACCUUGCCACCCAGAGUCUAUGCUGCCAGUUGACAAAGUCCAAGCUUUGCUCAUGCCUGGCUAGAAAUGGCAGAGCUUUUCAUCCUGUAGUAAUGGAGUCUGGAAAUGAAACCUGCAUUGUUGCUGUCACUCAUCUACUCUUUGUUUACAUUUCCAGAUCUAGAAUACAGGAGAAAAGACGAGAGGAGUUGGGCACUUUUCCAAGAGGUUCACAGGGAGGAAAUUUCUAUAUAGUUAAAUACUGCAGAGGAAAUUUGAUUCAAUUCAAAUACCACAAUGCUUGAUUAAUCACAAGCAUUGUAAAGUUUAGUUCAUUUAAUUCUCUGCAGCAACUAAAUUCACAUUAUCACCCUUCUGUUUUAAGAGUUCGCCACUGUCGCUUGCUGUUGUAGGGCUUUUGAAUUGAAUGUGUUCCGAGGUGCUGCGUCACAGCGGUAAUUUUUAAAGUUGACAUGAACCACUAUAUGUAUAAAGGCUAAUUUACACGAUGGAGUCCUGCUCUCAAAAACCGACAUAGAUGUAAUCCUGUCUGUUAAGCUGGAUUUAAGAAUUAAGUGAAGUUAAAAGUUUAUAAAACAUGUUUAGCACCAUCUUGUGUCAAUAAAGACCGUGACAUCGCUGGGUUGGUUGGUUGGUUGGUUGGUUGCAGUAAAAAAGACUUAAAUUAGUUUAUGUUAGUUGACUAAUAACUGAAGCAAUAACUCAGGGGAAAACAGGGUCACUAAAACUAAAAAUCAGUCUAGGGGGUUGCUUUUGUGCUGCCACUGGCUGCAACAAUGAAUUUUAUGCUAACAAAUCGACUUCUCUGUCACUCUCUGUCUCUUAAGCAGUAAGUGGUUUUAGGUAGUUUGGCUAGCUGCACUCAAACAGGAAACUCCACCUGUUAGCCGUUAUGUUUCAGUUUCUGAUGCAUUUUAUAAAUGAGAACAGUGUGGAGGAGAGCCUGUUUGAAUCACCAGACCGACAAGCUGGAGUCCAACACUACAGCUUUUUCUCACUAUGCCGCCCAAUCAGCUGACAAAGCAGAUGUUUGCAAGAUGUGAUCAGCGCUGUUUUAUCUAAUAAAAUAUCCUGUCUUUUCCCAAGCACAACUAAACAGUUUAUAUCACAGGAUACAUCCACAUUACAAUCUCACUUACUUUUCCUCACUUGUAAGAUUUUAAAAAAUGUAUAGAAUAACGCUGAUCACAUCAGCUGAUUGUGCCGCUCGGUACACACGACCAGACGAGGAAAAAUCAGAGUUUCUGACUUCAGGUCGUCGGUCUGCUGAAACACCCUCCAACUGACUCAAACAGUCUGUCCACCACACAAUUCUCGUUUAUAAAGAGCUUUAAAAACCUGCCCUUACAGCUAACGGGUGGAUUUUCCCAUUCGGUGCAGCUAGCCAAACAACAAAGACCCAUUUACUUCUUAAGAGAUGGCGAGUUAAGUAGACAGUAUAUCCUCAUUUCUAACAUAAAUCUCAUUGUUGCAGCCAGGGGCAGCACAAAAGUGAUCCCCUUAAACUGAUUUUUAGUCUAAGUGUCCUUAUUUUCCCCUGAGUUACUGUUUCUGUUACCAGUCAGCUUACAUGAACUACAGUGACAUAACGUUCUGUACUCACACAAGAUGGCGCUAAACAUAUUCUAAAAACUUUAAAUUUAGCCACUUUUUUUUUAAAGCCAGUUUCACAGACAGAGUCACAUCUACAUCAGUUUUUGAGAACAGGACUUAAUGGUGUAAAUUAGCCUUUAUACAUGUAGUGUUUCAUGUCCACGUUAAGCUGUUCACAUUUGGCAGGUUAAUGAAUGUGUGUGGUGGUUACCAAGCAUAUAUGAAAGUUGAAAGUUUCACGGUAAGUUGUUUUAUUUUUUUAAUGAAGAAGGGACUUAAACCAGGCUAAAUUUUCUUAUUCAUAUUCGUUUUGUGUAACCAUGUACCUUUCUUUGAUGCAGCUUGAGGAUUGCAAUAGACAUUGGUCAUUCACAUACACAAUACUGUUGGCACUGAUAGCUAGUUAUAAAAUCCAAUUGUCUUCUAGGCUUGAGAGGGUUCCACAUCAUGGAAGAGAAAUGGUUGGACACAGGAGACCAGACAGUUGAAACUGUCUUUAUGUCUUGGCGUUAUUGUCACAUGCCACACCGUUUCCACAUAUUCUGGUAAUGGUGGCUGAUUUUUGUCGUUUUUUCUGUUUUACCAGAUGUGAUGUGGCAACAAAAUAUAAUCCUUACGUCACUUUCCUAUAACAGGGUCUUAGCCAGAUGUUCCCCAGGUGGAACACCUGUGUAAAGGAUGCGUUCCUGUGAUUUCAUGCAGUCUUUUUUUGUUGUUGUUUUUGCAUGUAAUGUCUUAAAGGAAAACAUCAACCUUCCUUUGUUGCGGGAGAUUUGCACUUUUUGGCUCCAUUUUCAUUGAUGUAGAACAUCAUCUUGCAUUGUUACUGCAUUAUUGUCAUGUUUUCAGCACCAGAAGGGGAAAUGGUUAUUUUUAUCUACACCGCUACAAAUCUAUAUUUACUUUGUAAUUGAACCUUUAACAAAUUGAUCUGAAUUUUGAAUUUGAUACACUUUGGAUCGUGAACCCCUUAAAUUUUGUACAUGGUAUAAAAUGCAAAUAUUGUAAAAUGUGUAGCAAAAAAAAGAAUAAAGACCGCAUUUGUUUGAGA
Messenger RNA from Oreochromis aureus, 4065 nucleotides. RefSeq names its product cyclin Pas1/PHO80 domain containing 1 (gene cnppd1). Gene Ontology annotation, cellular component: cyclin-dependent protein kinase holoenzyme complex; nucleus. The coding region runs from base 163 to 1485 and encodes 440 amino acids. The transcript is spliced from 8 exons. The record is from RefSeq and is a predicted model, not a curated record. Gene Ontology annotation, biological process: regulation of cyclin-dependent protein serine/threonine kinase activity. Lineage: Eukaryota; Metazoa; Chordata; Actinopteri; Cichliformes; Cichlidae. Gene Ontology annotation, molecular function: protein kinase binding; cyclin-dependent protein serine/threonine kinase regulator activity.